This is a messenger RNA of Ylistrum balloti, 999 nucleotides long. RefSeq lists its product as uncharacterized. Gene Ontology annotation, biological process: carbohydrate biosynthetic process. Gene Ontology annotation, cellular component: membrane. The record is from RefSeq and is a predicted model, not a curated record. The annotation marks the transcript as partial. Lineage: Eukaryota; Metazoa; Mollusca; Bivalvia; Pectinida; Pectinidae. The transcript has a single exon. Gene Ontology annotation, molecular function: sulfotransferase activity.
AUCAAAGCAAGGACGCCUGUUUUCUUCUACUCUAAAUACAAUGGGCUGCUCGCGUGUAAAUCUCCUAAAGCCGGAAGUACUCUUUUGGGUGCAUUGGUCAGGGCACUGACACGGAAAAGUGAUAACGAGGUUUUCGACAUGUUUUUACUGGGACGAAAUGAGAUCCACAAUGGCUUGAACGAAGUUUUCGGUCCGAUGACGGCCAAGGUGAUCAAGGAAUCCGCGCUGACUGUCAUGGUUACACGUGACCCGUUUUCAAGGUUGUAUUCUACAUUCAUUGAUAAAUAUUUUCUACUCGGACGUCUUGGUAGGGAAAUAGCAACCCAUCUCAAGCGUGGCUUUAAAGAAGAAAACGAAGACUAUUGUGGAUAUGAUGUAACAUUUCAAGAAUUUCUAGACUAUGUUGUUUAUCUAGCUGAAAACAUGGUGGAAAUGAACGAACACAUGGUUCCCGUAGCUCAACUUUGUGACGUUUGUAAUAUAAAGUAUGAUCUGGUUUGUCGGCAGGAGAACCUUACACAGGGUGCAGAAGAAGUAUUAAGGUUGACAAAUAAUGUCACCAGCAGCAGAUUGGAUGCUAUGCGCAAGUCGAUGACGUCGAAAUAUGCGUCUGUUUUUACCCUGGUGUCUUCACACCUUUUUGACUACAACAACAAUCGACAAGACUGUCCAAACAAAAUGAUUUUUAUGGCAAAAAUGUGGAAAACUUUUGCGAUUCAAGGAUUAGUGAAUUCUGGAUUAGACUUUCCAGAGCAUAUAUUUUCACAAUUUUCAUUUGUUGCGCGCGAGGCACAUAAUAUAACGUCUGCCAUUUUACAAGUGACAAAGUCUAAACCGUUAUCGAAAGUGAAUCGACGUCUGCAGAGGCUUAAGUUUCUCUCGGAAGCUUACCGUGACAUCAGGUGGCAGACGAUUGCUAAAUUACAAAAAGUGUAUUAUUUAGAUUUUCUGCUGUUUGGAUAUUCAAAACUUCCACCAACGUAUUACAGUGAAAGAUAA